AUGUCACGCUCUCUGAGCCAGCGGCUACAAGCCCUGGCAGACUCAUACAAGGAUACUCUGAAUCAUAUUCAACAACUCCGGACAUUCUCCGCCGCGUCAUGUCCCGAUCCUAACCCAGACGAACGGCGAGUUGAACUUGCGAACGAAAUCCACGACAAUUUAAAAGCGCAGGAAGACACCUUGGAGAUUCUCCGACAAGAAUUCGAUGAUGACUCAAUAUCCCGAUCAAGACGAGGUUCCUUCGGAGGGGAUAUAGCAAAUGAGCGCGAACGCAACGCAGACCUACUCGCUCGACUUGCCGAAGACUUGAGGAGUGCCAGAGCGAACUUCAGGAGGGCGCAGCUUGCAGCGAAGAGAACAGCUGAUUCCGAGAAAAAGAAAGAGCGCGAACAACUUUUUGCAGAUCGAAAGACCGAUGGCCAUGCUCGAGUCCGCCCUACACACGAGAAGUUGACGCAAGACGAGCUGGCAUUGCGGUCUGCUGAGGAUGUCACUAUGGGGCUGCGACGGGUGCACGGUCAGAUGGAGGCAGAGGUAUCAAGAGGGCAGUUUGCGCAGCAGACCCUCGACGAAAGCCAGGUGGCUCUGAACAGUCUGAACGAGAGUUACGCUGGUACCACAGACUUACUGAAGGCUUCCAGAGGGUUUGUGAGCCAGCUUGUGCGCAGCAGUAAGUCGGACACAUGGUUCUUAAAGAGCUCCUUCUACAUACUGGCGGUCACAAUAGCCUGGUUGAUCUUCCGACGGCUUCUCUACGGGCCUCUCAUACUAUUCGUUUGGUGGCCGCUUCGUGCGAUGUGGUGGUUCACCAUGACGACUAUGGGGGCGAUCGGUCUUGGGAAAGCUGAGCUGGCUUCGUCGCGCAUACAAAAGCCGACUAUGUCACUCUCUAUGGCUGGCAUGAACGCUAGAGGAAUGCCAACGCACAGUCCAGGUGUACAAUUCAGAAGCGUGGGAUUGCCCGCGAAAGGUGGUGGAUGGGAUAGAGAGCCUAAGCAACAUGAACCUGGCCGUGGUGAUGAGAGUAUGGUCGAGAAAAUAGGGCGUAUGACAGAGCAAGGCACGAAUGUUGACGACAUUACUGAGGACGAACGUAAGGCUCAGGAGGAGCAGCCUCGGAAUACCAAGAAGCGAAUGAUGGAAGUGGAGGUAGAGACUCCAGCUGCGGGGAGAGACGAAUUAUAGGCCCGUGUAGCAAGGAAUUGUCCUGCUGUAUCAGUGACGGUCUCUCUCACCUGUGGCAAUGGGAAAGGUG
Exophiala xenobiotica is the source of this 1255-nucleotide messenger RNA. RefSeq lists its product as uncharacterized. Lineage: Eukaryota; Fungi; Ascomycota; Eurotiomycetes; Chaetothyriales; Herpotrichiellaceae. The record is from RefSeq and is a predicted model, not a curated record. The transcript has a single exon. Gene Ontology annotation, molecular function: SNAP receptor activity. Gene Ontology annotation, cellular component: SNARE complex; endoplasmic reticulum. Bases 1 to 1185 code for a protein of 394 amino acids. Gene Ontology annotation, biological process: retrograde vesicle-mediated transport, Golgi to endoplasmic reticulum.